Molecule: messenger RNA, 2257 nt
Organism: Puntigrus tetrazona (Sumatra barb)
Lineage: Eukaryota; Metazoa; Chordata; Actinopteri; Cypriniformes; Cyprinidae
Product: deoxynucleoside triphosphate triphosphohydrolase SAMHD1-like
Biological process (GO): dGTP catabolic process; regulation of innate immune response; defense response to virus
Cellular component (GO): nucleus
Molecular function (GO): dGTPase activity
Source: RefSeq, a predicted model, not a curated record
CACUGGAGCUGUGAAGUCUGAAAGCAGAUAGACAGACAUCAUCUAAGCUUUUAACAAUCCACAAUAAAAUAAAAGACAAGAUGCCUCGAUCUGAACAAACCAGAAAAAACCUCUCUGAUUACAGAAAGAGUCUCCAGGAUCUCAGAAAGUCCUAUGAAGCAAGUGAAGAGCCAGAGAAACAACACUUAUGGGAGAUUAUCAAGGAUGAAUUGCAUGACAUUCUGAAGAAAUACACCUUAGACUUCUCAAAGGAACAGAUGAAGAUUUUCAAUGACCCCAUUCACGGACACAUGGAGCUGCACCCCCUGCUAGUGAAGAUCAUCGAUACUCCUCAGUUUCAGAGACUCAGACACAUCAAACAGCUGGGAGGAACAUACCUGGUGUAUCCUGGCGCUUCUCACAAUCGAUUUGAACACUCACUUGGUGUGGCAUAUUUAGCAGGACGUCUGGUGAAAGUUCUUCACAACAAUCAACCAGAGCUCAAAAUUACCAAACAGGAUUUCCUGUGUGUUCAGAUUGCCGGUCUGUGUCACGACUUGGGCCAUGGACCAUUUUCUCAUGUUUUUGAUGGUCUGGUUAUUCCUGAAGUCAAAAGAAUAAAAAAAUUAAAAGGCCUGAUUGAUGACAUCCCUGAAAAGUGGAAGCACGAGCAGAUGUCAGUUCAGAUGUUCGAUGACAUUGUGAUGAGUUUACAGGCUGAGAAUGAAGACAUGUGGAAAGAGCAUGGACUGGAUGACAAAGAUGUCACCUUCAUUAAAGAGUUGAUUGAAGGGGCAGAAACCUCAGAGUGGUCAUACAAGGGCAGAGAUAAAGACAAAUCCUUCCUGUAUGAGAUUGUGGCAAAUAAACAGAACGGCAUCGAUGUGGACAAAUGGGACUAUUUCGCACGAGACUGUCAUCAUCUGGGUAGAAACAGCUUUGACCAUCUGCGUCUCCUGAAGUUUGCUCGAGUCUGUGAAGUGAAUGGGAGAAAUCACAUCUGCUUCAGAGAUAAGGAGGCUGAUAAUGUUUAUGAUAUGUUUCGCACCCGAUACACUCUUCAUCGUCAGGCCUAUCAGCACAAGAUCGCCAACAUCAUUGAAGAGAUGCUUGCAGAAGCUCUCAUACAAGCUGAUCGAGAUCUUCAUGAAGAUAAACCUAAAGAUAUGCUGAAGAUUUCUGAAGCAAUAAAGACAGCAGAGGACUACAGCACACUCACAGAUGAGCUCUUUGAGCAUAUUUUGUCCACCACUGCUGACAAUCUGAAGAAGUCCAGAAAUAUCUUAAACAGGAUCCUCAGAAGAAAACUGCCAAAAUUUGUUGGAGAAGCUCGUCUGACCAUUAGCAUGUCAAAGGAGGAGCUGACAAAAACAUGGAAGGCAACAGUAGAGAACUACAAAUCUACAGACCCCACUGUUUCUCUGAACACUGAAAAUUUACCAGUUUAUGUGGUUGAUCUGGAUCAUGGAAUGAAGGACAAAAACCCCAUUGAAAAGGUCUAUUUCUACAGCAAGAGAAAACCCAAUAAAGCUGCUCCCAUUAAAGAUUAUCAGUUGUCCAGUUUCCUGCCAAGGAGGUUUAAUGAAGAGCUGGUCAGAGUUUACUACAAACAAUCUGAUGAGGAUAAGAAGGAGAAGAAAAAGGUGGAGGAGGCUGAGAAGUGCUUUCAGAUGUGGUGUGCCUCCAAUUUUGGAUUCAAAUAGGCAGCUGAAAAAUCCAGUAGUUUAUUAGAAUGCUUUUGCUCUUUGUUUUUCUGGUUAUUAUAAUUCAGUUAUAGCAGUCAAAGACUGCAAAAUAUUAUAAUUUCAAGUCUCAAGAGCCCAACUAAAGUAAACACUGAUCACUGUAAUGGUAACUAAAAAAAAUGUGAUUUUCUUCCUUGGUGAUUCUUCUUGUUAUCAUCAGGUGUCUUCAUUAAUGGACAAUCAAAACUUACCUCAUUAACUUUAACACCGCUUCAGCAAACUGUCCCUAUCCCCAAAGAUGGAAAAUAGUGACAAAGAUUAUUGAGCAUCAGUGAUGAACACCUGAUGUUGUAGAGAUUUACAGAAGAUCAGAUGGUGAUGUUUUAUUUGUUGAAAUGAAUUAGUUGUGCUCUUGACCUAUGACUUUUUGUGUUAGAUCUCUUUCUGUAACACUGCAUGUUCUGUUGAUUUAUGGUGGCAUUUGUUUAAUAGUAAUUUUUGUAGUUCAGUAACAGCUGAAUGCCAGUGUAAUUUUAGCCAGAUAAAGUGAUAAAGUGUACUUGUUUUUUAAAAAUAAAUACUUGAUGAUGGUU